Closterium sp. Naga37s-1 is the source of this 1350-nucleotide messenger RNA. The record is from the annotation of a GenBank genome assembly. Lineage: Eukaryota; Viridiplantae; Streptophyta; Zygnematophyceae; Desmidiales; Closteriaceae.
AUGUAUCAGGUCGUCACUAGCUACAAAUUUCAUUCCUUGCUGUUCUUCCUUGCGGAUGUGUUAAAGGAGCUCAACCUUCUCAACAUGAAGUUCCAGCGUCGCCAGGUUGACGCAACCCAUGUGCUGCCGAUGGUACACAACACGACUCUGCUGCUGCGCACUCGUUACCUUGACAGCGGCGACGAGUCAUUCGGCCAGAGCGGCGAUGCGUUGGGGCUGUGGCUCAAGAAUCAUGCUUCAGGGGAGUUCCGUGAGAUGCUCGUUGCUGGCACGGCGUCUGACGGUACUUCGACCAGCCAUCGACACCGACUUCACGAGGAUCCCAUCGAUGGGCAGAAAAGUGGUGUGGACAACCGAGCUUGUUCGGAGCUGGCGCGCGGGUUCGUUACCACAUUGAUCGAUAGGCUUGACUACCGCCUCAAGGACCUUGCCAUGCUCGACGGGGCGAAGCUAUUCAAGCAGGGAUCAUAUCCCAAGACCCAGGCAAAACGUGAGCGCAGAUUGGGACAAUGGCUGCAGUCUCUGCGCAACAUGUUCAAGAAGAAGCCUGAAGACUCGGAUACUCUACCAGUCGCGCCUCGCCGUCACGCACUGGACGUGGCCCCGUCGCUCCCUAGCCGCGCCCAACUCCGCGCUCUGCCACUGCUGCACUUGCACCGCCCACGCGCCCUACCACACGCCCUACCGCGCGCGCGCCUAACGUCGGCGCGCCUACGCAUGCUUGUCCGCGCCUCCCGCGUCUGCGCCUGCCGCACCCGACCGCACGCACUGCCGCACGCCUGCCGCGGCCUACAGUGUGCCUUUCCACGUACCUAUUGUGAGCCCGGCCACGCCAUGUCGCGCCCUACCGCGCGCCGUGUCGCGCGCGUCCUGCGGCAUACAUCGCGACCUGUCGCGCCCUGCCUGCGCACUGUUUCAUGCUCUAUCGCGCCCUGCCGCGCCCUGCCCGUGCACUGCUUCAUGCUCUGUCGCGCCCUUCUGCGCCCACCCGGGCCUACCGUGCGCCCUGCCGCGCACCCUCCCGCGCCCUGCCUCGCCGUACCGACGCGCCCCGUCGAUGGGCUGGACGCGUGCCUGCCGAGCCUGUUGGCCCCACCUGCAGCUACACCUGCCGAGCACCUGUCGCCACGCCUGUCGAGGCCUCCGCGCAUGCGGCCGCGGCUUAAGGUUUCGCUCUGCCACACUGUCUCUGUGUUCUUCGCCUCCACCUUCGGUCGUCCCCUCUCGGCUGCACCAGUUGUGCCACUGCUACCCCGGUUAUGGCAUGCGGGUUCGUACUGCGACUCGAUACGGAGGGGCGGGCGAUUGACUUUGAUGCAUGGCUGGUCAACGGCCAGCUCCACAUGUUGA